This is a messenger RNA of Dreissena polymorpha, 1590 nucleotides long. RefSeq lists its product as uncharacterized. Bases 241 to 1590 code for a protein of 449 amino acids. NCBI's taxonomy places the organism in Eukaryota, Metazoa, Mollusca, Bivalvia, Myida, Dreissenidae. The transcript has 9 exons. The record is from RefSeq and is a predicted model, not a curated record. Gene Ontology annotation, molecular function: protein binding.
AACUAAUCAGAGCGCUCAUAAUAGUGUUCAUGUGAUGCACGUGAUCAAGCCGGCAGUCAUGUGAUUAUUUUUUUCCACGGAUCAAAUUGUACACAGUCAACUUUUUCUCCAAACGAAGCACAUCAGAAUUGCAAGGUUCGUGGUUUUCUGAAUUGAGCGUGGUGCAGAUCAAGAAGGCGUCCGCGGCUCCGAGAGAGUGUGUGUCUACUGUGGUCUGCUACCGUAGCACAAAAACUUAACAUGUCAUCGUCCGAGCACUGGCGCAGACAAGGCAAUGAUGUUUAUGCCAGCGUGGAAGGAGGAAUGGCACCAUCACUGCAGAUUCAGAGAUUUCAGAAGGCAAUUCAGUGCUACCAGAAAGCAUUUGAUGUGGCAAAAACUGAGGCAGACAGUUCUUCAGCGGCCAAAAAUAUUGGAAGGGCGAGUUGGCGCUGUGCCAAGGUGCAUGCUGCGUCGGGUGCCUAUUUGUCACAGUAUUGCUACACGCUGCUCCACUUAUGCAAGGAAGCCUUGAAAAACUUCUCCUUUGCCUACAUACGUGGCUUCAAUGUGAUGCCACACAACUGGGUCACAGAUAUUUUGAGUUCCUGCCGAGCAUGUUGGGAAGAUGUUGCAGAAAACAUGCUCAAUGUCCUAGAUAUUGACCUCCGAUGUCAGGCAUUGUAUGACGUAACCAUGGCAAUAGAAAUUAAAGAAAUCAAAGGUGAAGCCUUUUACAAGUUGGCAGAGUGCCAUUUUCAACGGGGUAUUCUUGCUAUUCAGAACAAGGACUUCAAGAAGUGUUUAUGUGUGCUGCGUGACUGCUACAUGCCAUUGAAUGAGGCUGAGAGACUGAGUCAUGAUACGCACACGAAGUCAAAGGUAAAGGUCCUGGAGGCAGAUGUUCAGAUGCACAUGAGUAUGGCAGAGUCCAUGCAGGCCAGGCAGAUAGGCGAUGAGAUGUUUGAGGCUGUUGUAAGAAAUGAAGAGACACUGAAUAUAGACAUGGUGUGGGAGGUGAUAGACUGGUACAAGCAGGCAACACUCAGAACUAGGAAUAUCACCGAGGUUGAGCUGGAGGCGAUAGCAGUGAGUCGUAUCGGGCGCGUGUAUGAUCGGGUGUUGAAGUUGAAGCAACGAGCCAAGGAUUAUUACAAGCUUGCUGUAGAACUCGCUCACGCUAUGUCCCCACGCACAUUCGUACAGGAAGACUGGUAUAUAGAGGCAACACAGGUGCUAGCUAAGUACCAAUCAGAAACAGUGCAGUCAGAAGAAAAACAACAAAACCUAGAGAAAGCUGAAAUCCUGAAAGAGCUCACCGGAGAAAUGAAACAACUGAAGGAACUCGAGAAUAAAGACAACACAGAGUUUCUCACAUUCAUCUAUAAGACUUUCCCGCCUAAGAAGGAGAACCAGUGCCUCGUGUUGCCAACGUCUAAAGACGACGACUGGCGUAAAAAGAUGAAGAAAUCAAUGCAGAGGGCGGUCAUUCAUUACCACCCAGACAGCGUGGAUGAGAAAAUGCAUGGCAAGAAGUGGAAAGUGCUCUGUGAGGAGAUUACGAAGUGUUGUACCCGCCGAUACGAAUACAUGACUUGCCUGUUUGAAUGA